Penicillium malachiteum is the source of this 1107-nucleotide messenger RNA. Its product is annotated as GTP-binding protein. Bases 1 to 1107 code for a protein of 368 amino acids. The transcript has a single exon. NCBI's taxonomy places the organism in Eukaryota, Fungi, Ascomycota, Eurotiomycetes, Eurotiales, Aspergillaceae. The record is from RefSeq and is a predicted model, not a curated record. Gene Ontology annotation, cellular component: cytoplasm.
AUGGCCCCAAUCCCUAUAACCAUCGUAACAGGCUUCCUCGGCUCCGGAAAAACGACCCUACUCCUAAACCUCCUUCCUCAACUCCCAAAAGACUACAAACUCGCGCUCCUGAAAAACGAAUUCGGCGACGUAGCAGUCGACUCACAAUUAGCCGCGACACAAUCAAUCUCCGGUGUGCGCGAGCUCUUAAACGGCUGCAUAUGCUGUAACCUUGUGGGACAACUCAGCGAUGCUCUCGAACAACUUCGUCGCGAAGUAUGUCCCGACCGUAUCGUGAUCGAGACUAGUGGGAGUGCAUUCCCUGCUACGUUAGCGAUGGAAGUGAAUCGACUUGCGCGCGAAGAGGAAGGGAGUUUUGUUUUGGAUGGAGUUAUUAGCGUCAUUGAUGUGGAGAAUUGGGAAGGUUAUGAAGAUACGAGUUACACUGCGAAGAUUCAGGCGCGGUAUACGGAUUUGAUCAUUUUCAAUAAGUGGGAGUGUGUGCCGGAAAUGCGAUUCGAUAUUUGUUUGGAUCGUUUGGGCGAUUUGGAGGUUCAGACGCCUUGGGUCAAGUCGGAUAAAGGACGCGUUGGGAAGGAGGUCUUGCUUGGUAUUGAUGGGGCGUUAUUCGCGAAGGAAGGUGUGCAGACAAAUGGUCAUGACCAUGAUCAUGAAAAUGAUUCGGAGCAUAAACAUGACCAUCAAUCUGAGGUUGAGGUCUUGUCGGUUGUGUUGCGGUCUACUGCUCCAAAUAAGGCAAUUGAUGUGGCAGCACUGGAGACGUUGCUUUCGUCGGCGCAGAGAGAAGAGGUCUACCGUAUCAAGGGAAUUGUGAGAUGUUCGUCACAGACACCCUUGGGUGAAACUUCAGAGGACCUGGAUUCAUCUAGACAGAAGAGUGACGAUUCAGGAUCCCGAUACUAUAUUCUCAAUUGGGCAUUUGGCCGGUGGACAAGCACACCAUCCACGGCUGUGGCAGAGACUGCCAAUGAGAAUGACAUCGCCCGCUUGACAUUUAUUCUGGCUAGAUAUGAGUCUGCCAAGUGGAAGAAGAAGCUUGAUGCAGGUGGUUUGGUGCAGGCUGCCGAGGCCAGCGAGGGUGAACUGAACGUGGAGAAAUUGGCUUAA